Formica exsecta is the source of this 3420-nucleotide messenger RNA. Its product is annotated as protein sax-3-like. Gene Ontology annotation, molecular function: protein binding. The record is from RefSeq and is a predicted model, not a curated record. The annotation marks the transcript as partial. Lineage: Eukaryota; Metazoa; Arthropoda; Insecta; Hymenoptera; Formicidae. The transcript has 7 exons.
AUGAACAGGUCGCGGUAUACAGUGCGGUAUUACAAUAUGAACAGGUCGCGGUAUAUACAAGGCGGUACUAGAGUCUAUCAGGACGCGGAGACCGGAUCGGUCUUACGGGUCACGGUAUACGUACAACGGUUUUACAAUAUAGCGGGUCGCGGUAUAUGUACAAAGCGGUAUUACAAUCUAACAGGUCGCGGUAUUUAUACGGAAAGAUACACGGAGACCAAAGUGGUCUUACGGUGGAAACGGUCGCGGGGUAGUCAAACGGCCGUCCAGGUCGAACAGUGCGCGGAGCGCGGACGGUCCGGCAACACCUCGUGGUCGGCCUACCUGACAGUGAGUUCCGGCGCCAGCUUUCACCGUACGCCCGACAUGUCGGCGCUGCCGCAGAAUCCGAGCAAGCCGCGAAUAGUUAACGCCACCAGUAACUCGGUCACCCUGACGUGGAGCCCGGGCCACGAGGGCCAGAGCAAGAUCGUCGGCUACAAUAUCGAGUACUAUAGCAGCAACCUGAACACCGGCUGGGUGGUGGCAGCCACGGGUGUCCUCGACGACAUCUAUACCGUGACAGAUUUAAGGCCGGAGACCAAUUACGUUUUCCUAGUACGGGCAGAAAAUAGCCACGGGCUCUCGCUGCCCGGACCAUUGUCAGACGUAGUGCAAACUACUAACGUAAAUCAGCAUACGGUACCACAAGUGGAACUGACUCGCGCCAGAGAUCGGUUGAACAGCGAGAUUUUACAUCUCAAAGAGGUGCAACCGUUGACUAGUACCAGCGUCAAGAUUAUGUGGGACAUUCUCGGCGCGGCGGAUUUAGUGGAGGGUCUUUAUAUACGGUAUCGCGAGGUUUCCGAGAAACCAGAGUAUCAGAUGGUCACGGUACUCAACGCCGGCGCCACCAGUUACGUGCUUACCAACUUAAAAAAGUAUACGCGAUACGAGUUCUUCCUGGUUCCCUUUUACAAGAUAAUCGAGGGUCGACCGAGCAAUGUAAAGCUGGUCACUACUCUGGAAGACAUACCUUCGGGCGCUCCCGAGAACGUUCACGUAGGGAUGAUAAAUAUGACCUCGGCGUUCGUUCGGUGGUCACCGCCGCCGAAGAAUACUCAAAACGGUCAAUUGAUUGGUUACAAGAUUCAGAUCAAGAGCAACAGCAGUAACAAAAUCUUGGGUCAAAUGUCCCUGAAUGCGUCAACCACAUCGGUGAUCAUCAACAGUCUGACUACUGGCGGUUUGUAUACGGCACGCGUCGCUGGACAAACUCGCGUCGGGCUCGGUCCCUUCUCCAGUCCGACACUGUUGAACAUGGAUCCGGGACAACUAACGCAAUUACCGCCGCGAACCGAUCCCAGUCACGGGGGUGUGUCCGUCGUCAGAGAAACGUGGUUUCUUGUGCUCAUGAUAACGAUGAUAUUCGUCGGUAUCGUCGUGUUGCUAGCUGUGUUAUACGUGAGACGCAGGCAAGCGAUGAGCAAGCAACUGGGUCACUUAAACGUGCCUGUGGGUACCGCAAACGAUAUCUGUCAAUUAAACAAGGACACGCUCUGGUUGGAGCGCGGUUGGCGGCCUACCAAUACUCUCCAAGCCGCCAACGACAAGGAUUGCGAGACCAAGUUGCUCAACAAUCAGCAUAUGCUGGCAGCCGGUAUAAUGGGCAUGACCGGCUCGGAGUACGCUGAAGUGAAUCUAACAACGUUUUAUAACACACGCAAGCAAAUGCAGGCACCGCCACCGGAGCCGUAUGCUACCACGACUCUGUGCGUGGGCAGUCGUAAUUCGGAUUCAAUCGAAACCAGCUGUCAGAAGUCGAACUCCAGCGACUCGUGCCUAAAACCCGAUUAUUCGAGUCUGGACUCGAAUCAGGAGCCCAACAAAUCCACGGUGUCGCCGAGUAGCGAUAACAUGAGUGGCGGCGACGCUACCUACGCGGACGAGAACCUAGAUAUACAAAGGAGGCAGUACAGAAUAGCAGGACCAACGAGCAGCGACGCGCCUCAAACCGGUAUGCCAAUGCCUAACUGGUGCGACAUGUUACCGCCACCACCUGAGCAUCCGCCCCCGCUCAGCGCGUCGAUGGGCGCCGGCCGGAUGCAACAACAACAGCACCAAUUACAGCAUCCGCAUCAACAGCAACAACAGCAAGUGCCGUUCAGUCCGCAUCUCGGCAAGAGAAGCGUUCAAAACGACCUGGAUCAUUGCGGCGGCUCCGGCGCCGGCUCGGGCAAUCUGCAGAGUCCACCCACUCCGCCCAUCAGAGUGACCAACAGCUUCAGUCCGUCACCGACACCGUGGAACGGUGGUGGGCAGAGUCAGCAGCAUUCGGAACCCGGCGUUCUCCCGGUGCCCGGCAAUUUACAAGUGUCGCAGGGUAGAUACACUACGCUACCGCCGCAAACUAAUCCGCCGCCGUUGCCCUCGUUCCCGCAGACUUUCAAUCAUUACGACUACAAGAAUCAAGAGAACGAAUACGAGAGCGGCUCCGUCAUUUACGGCCAUCACCACCAGAACGGUCUAUCGGACGAUUACGGCAUCCGCGAAUCCGGGUUUGCGCGCUCUUGCAAUCAACAACAGUCGCAUUUGACACCGUCGUCCGUGAGCGAGGAGCUUUAUCGACACAGGGAUGACAUGUUUCACAACGACAAAAAAUUAAAAAAUUACAUACAGAGCGGAACAUCGACACCUCGGCUAUCGGAGGUCGAGAUCAUCACGCGGCGCAAGACUCGCCCGACGCCGCUACAUCCUACCUCCGCUAAACGGAGAAAGAUUGGCGCUCAGUCGCCUCCAUCAUCCGGCGCUCGGUCGCCCAGGACACGCGGCGCUCAGUCGUCUCCAGCAUCCGGCGCUCAGCCGCUGCAGACUCUCGACGUUAGUCGCCUCAUCCUCGGCGCCAGUCCGCCACCAACCAAGGUCGGACAACCGGCUCCAAGAGCCCCGCUAUCGCAAUCUCUUCAAGAUCGCGUCCCGUACAGCUCCGGGAAAAAGAAGAAGGACACCAAGGCACGGCUGCAAUCGCUGUUUGGCGCUAGCCCGCCGGCAACCAGCGCUAGCCCGCCGGCAACCAGUGCUAGCCCGCCAAAGGACAUCCUCGGGCAUCCCGGUUCGGACAUUACCAGAAACCAAUCACUCCGGACAUCGGACGAGAAAGGAACGUCGGACUUUACUCUCACCACGCCUCGAGUACAGAGCGGAACAUCGACACCUCGGCCAUCGGAGGUCGAGAUCAUCACGCGGCGCAAGACCCGUCCGAUGCCGCUACAUCUUACCUCCACUAAACGGAGAAAGAUUGGCGCUCAGUCGCCUCCAUCAUCCGGCGCUCGGUCGCCCAGGACACGCGGCGCUCAGUCGUCUCCAGCAUCCGGCGCUCAGCCGCUGCAGACUCUCGACGUUAGUCGCCUCAUCCUCGGCGCCAGUCCGCCACCAACCAAG